UUUUUUUUCCUUUACCUCUGUGAUACCGUGUUUUGUUUUGUUUUGUUUUGUCCAUCCAGUAGUCAUCAUCUGAAUUCAUCAUUCAUAUCUGCCAUUCAAUAUUUCAUGAUGCAUCGGUGGUUUUUUUCAUUCACUGUGUGGGGGUGAUCGAUCCGAUCGAUCGCAUCAUAUAAAAAGUGACUACAUUUAGCAAAUUUUUUAUCAACAUUCAUCAUUGCUCGUUUGUUGAAUCAGAAUUAACCCUUUGUUUUUUGUUUUUGUUUUGUUGUUGAUGAUUGUUUUUACACUGUCCAUCCAUCUAUAUUUUCAACAUUAACUGUUUUUUACAAGUGAAAUGUUCAUAGUGUUUUUUCUGAAAUAAUUUUUUCUCGGUUUUUGUCGUGAAUAUUAUCCCGUGUAUUUGUUUUUGUGUUCAACCGAUUAUUUGAUUGCAAAAAAAAAUGGCGGCCAACAAUAAAUUGUUAAUCAACAACGAAUGGUCAUCAUCACUUUUUAUGGUGAUGAUAACAACGAUUGUAUUAUCAUCAUCUCAAUUAUCAUUGAUCGAUUGUCGUAAUUAUGAACAUUCAUCAACAGAAAUGGCUUUGACCAAUCAGGUAGUGAUACAACAACGUGAUUGUUAUCCAAAUGAAACACCAAUAUUCAUACAUACGGCUGCAUCGACAAGUGGAAAAUAUUUCAAUCGUCGUCAAGUAAUACGUCGUACAUGGGCACGUGAAGCAUACAAAUAUAAAAUGCGCAUUUUAUUCGUCAUGGGUGUACCACGUGAUUUAUCCAUAGAAAGAUCAUUGAAAAUGGAAGCCGAUAAAAAUCAUGAUAUUCUGCAAUUCAAUUUCAUUGAAGACUACUAUAAUCUAACAUUGAAAGCAAUAUCAUUACUGAAAUGGUCAUAUCGUCAUUGUAGUAAUAGUCCGUAUAUGGUGAAAACCGAUGAUGAUGUUGUACUGAAUAUGCCAAUGCUCUAUCAAUUGGUUCGGCAACGGAAAAUUCCAUCCGGUCUUACCGGUUUGGUCAUGACUACGCCAGCUAAUCGUGAAAAUGGCCACAAAUGGCAUAUGCCUGAACAUCUUUAUCCAAAGGAUUCAUAUGAAUUUCUUGCUGGUUUCUCAUAUCUAUUGUCGAUGGAUAAAUUGAAAAGUUUUCUUAAAACCAUCAUCACAUAUCCUGGUCCGAUUCUGGAUAUCGAUGAUCUAUUCCUUACCGGCAUUGUUGCUGAUUAUGGAAAAAUACGACGCAAUAAUAGUUUUCGUUUUAAAUUUUUUUGCGGUACCGAUGUUUGCACAAUGGAAACAUCAUUAGCAAUGCAUGCAUGUCCUAGUGCCAAGAAUAGUGAAUAUAUGUAUCGUUUCUGGAAAAAUGCUGAUCGUCUUUCCUGUUAUCGUCAUUUCCGUUUAAGCCGUUCAUAUCGCCGUCGUAGACCAAGAAGUAUUUCGACAACAACAACAACAACAACCGAACAUAUAUCCAAUGAUCAAAUUAUAGCCAAUUAUACUGAUUAUCUUAUCGAUAGUCAUCAAUUGAUUGGUUUCAAAUUUCGUCAACCAUAAUGAUUGUGUUGUAUAGCAAUAAAAAAAAAUAGGAAAAAAAAUUUACCCCAUAUGAUAAAAAAAAACAAUCCUUUCCUCGAUAUUUUCGCGUUUCCGAAUUGUAAAAUGUCACCCAUACACAAAAUUUGUCCACCGUCCAGAUUACUGAAAAAAAAACAAAAUUCCCUUAAUUCUAUUUCCGUUAUGUUGUUAUGUUUGUUUGUUUGAACAAAUGAAAAGUUUAUCAUUGCCAAAUGGAAAAUAAAAAAAAAAAAAAUUUUU
Messenger RNA from Dermatophagoides farinae (American house dust mite), 1808 nucleotides. RefSeq names its product beta-1,3-galactosyltransferase 1-like. Gene Ontology annotation, biological process: protein O-linked glycosylation. The record is from RefSeq and is a predicted model, not a curated record. Gene Ontology annotation, molecular function: hexosyltransferase activity. Gene Ontology annotation, cellular component: Golgi membrane. NCBI's taxonomy places the organism in Eukaryota, Metazoa, Arthropoda, Arachnida, Sarcoptiformes, Pyroglyphidae.